CGCACAGUCGUCUCUCCUCCUCCUCGUGCUCCUCCUUCUGUCUCACAGACUCAGGAGGAGACUUGCAUCUUUUGCACUUCUUCUGCUUUUUCUCUGAAUUUCAACCUUUUUGGGAGCAUUUUUCUUACACCUGAAGCAGCAGCAGCAGCAGAGUUUACCUCACCUGAGCUCCACAGACGAAGGAAUGAGAAAGACUAAACUGAAAUACAAGAGGUGGUGGUGAACUGGUGACUACGACAGAUCCCUCCAUACUACCAAUGGAUCUGCUCACAAUCGUCAUCUGUCACGUUCUGCUUUUGUUUUUUGAUCCAUCCGCAGCCACAAGCCUCAUCACAGCGGAUAUAUUUGAAGCUAGAGGUCAGCGUGUGUGCAAGGCAGGGAAAGGGAAGCCCUGUUACAAGCUGGCCUACUUCUCCGAGCUCCGGCGGAGGCUGAACUUCGUCGAGGCCGAGCUCGCCUGCAGACGAGAUGGAGGGCAGCUGCUGAGCGUGGAGUCAGAGUCUGAACAGAAGAUCAUAGAGCAGCUCAUCACAGAGCUCCGCCCGACGGAUGGAGACUUCUGGAUUGGUCUGCGGCGCAACGGAGGAGGCUCGGACAGCAGCUCGGACUGCUCGACGCUGUACUACUGGCUGGAUGGCAGCAAGUCCACAUUUAGGAACUGGCACUGGGACGAGCCUUCAUGCGGCUACGAGGUAUGUGUGGUGAUGUAUCACCAGCCUUCUGCACCCCCGGGUCUGGGCGGACUCUACAUGUUCCAGUGGAACGACGACAACUGCGAAACCAAGAACAACUUCAUCUGCAAAUACACUGCAGAGAAGCCACCGGACCUACCCCCCUCUCCCAACUUCACUCAAACAGAUGUCUUCCCUGCAUCUGUGCUGCCAUGGAACCCAAGUGACCACAACCGGGACAGAAGUACAGCUAUGAACUUGGUUUAUGUCAUCAUUCCCACCAUCCCCCUGAUACUGCUGUUGCUGACAGUGACCGGAGUCUGCUGCUUCAAACUGCUUGGCAGACGAAAGAAAAAACAGCAGAAAUCCGAGGUUUGCCAGACGGACCCGGGCCUUUGCCCCAGCCCAGCCCCAACUGACGUCUACAACGUCAUUCGCUCCCAGAAGGACGAUGACCUGGUUUCAACUCGCCCACAAACCAAAAACACCUCCUUCCUCUGCUCCUCUCCUGAUACUCCCACAGGUGACUACGACAACCUGGGCGGUCGGGACACAGAGAGCGGCUUUGUGACUCUUGCAAGCACAGAGAGCUGCUUCCUCAACUUAGACCUCAACGACCACAGCCUCGGACGCCGUGGCACCCGUGACUUCUACGACACCAGCUUGGGCCGCUCAGGAAAGAGGGAACUGAAUGACGGCAGCCUGGGCCGCACGGGGCACAAAGAGUUUUAUGACAGGAGUCUUGGUCGUCGAACGACAAAGAGUGAGCAUUACGGCAGCAGUGUGUACGGGGACCAUGGACUGUAUGACGGCAGCAUCAGUGGAGGGAGUAACCUCUAUGAUCCCAAACUGAGGCCUGGAAGUCAAACAGUGAAAGCCGACCUCUAUCAGACGUACAACGGCAAGGAAGAUAGUUACCAGACCUGCCUCGGAACAUACGGAAACCGAAAAUCCUUCCAAGCUAAUCUGGAUAACUACAGAAAUGGCCUGAAUCUUGAAGGUGGGAGAAGAUACUUCAAUGAACAAGAAUGGAUCAACAGAGAAAGCUACUGAUUCUCCACACAUCUCCUUCUUUGUGUGUGUAUGUACAAUUGUGGACAGGGACAAAAAAACUGCAUGUACGUGGUUGUAAUUGUUUGUUUGGUAUGUUUCUAAAACCUUUCAGGUUAAAAAUCAGGUGUUCAAAGUACAUUUUGUCGCUGUAUCUUUUAAAUUAGUGUGUGAAUGUGUAUGUGUGUGUAUGUGUGUGUAAAGCAGCCUCUUUGCAUGGCCUUGUCAUGCUGCCCUUGCUCUGUUGAAUAUCUAUGGACGUCUUGGACCAUUAUGUUACCUGUGCCUGAAGAUACUGUGUUAAUCACACCCUAGUUUACCUGAUAUUAGCAGGCUACCUCGUACAGAAUGAGACACAAGUGUGUUUUUGACAUGGCCUUAAACUGAAAGAUGUCCUGAAAAAUACACUUAUUCCUUCAUUUUUAAUGGUCUUGUAUAUCUUUUAAAGUAAAUCAAACAAUGCUUUUGAGAGUAAAGGUGGUCAUGCAGUGAAUUCAGCUUGAGUGCCUGCAGCCUGCCCACAGCAGCGGCAUGAUACAGAAGAGAAUGAUAAAAUAUAGCAUCAUAUUGAUAUUAUUAUCUAUUCAGAAUGUCUAAUGCCUUGACAUCUCUCCUGUAAGUGAGAGUGCUUUGUAUGUUUGUUACAUCUUCAAAUAAAAUGAGA
This is a messenger RNA of Paralichthys olivaceus (Japanese flounder), 2385 nucleotides long. RefSeq names its product layilin a (gene layna). The record is from RefSeq and is a predicted model, not a curated record. Gene Ontology annotation, molecular function: hyaluronic acid binding. Lineage: Eukaryota; Metazoa; Chordata; Actinopteri; Pleuronectiformes; Paralichthyidae.